AUGGAAAAGGAGCAUCCUCCUGCCGGAGGUCAUCCUCCUCUCGAUUUGGACAUGCUGAAAGUGGGAUCCAACCCUGUCGCUCGUGAUGUUGAUUUUGGACAAGUUCUCGAAACUGCCGCCACGCCAGAAAUGGAACGAAGAGUUCUCUGGAAGCUGGACUUGUUUUUAAUACCCCUAAUGGGAUUCUGCUAUAUGCUUCAAUAUAUGGACAAACUGGCACUCAGCCAGUCAACCCUUUUCAAUCUCACAGAAGACCUCAAUUUGAAAGGAACUGAGUAUAAUUGGGCGUCCGCCAUCUUCUAUUUCGGAUAUUUUGCCUGGAGCUGGCCAAGUUCCUAUCUCAUCGUGAAACUCCCACUGGGCAAGUACCUGAGUCUGGCAGUCUUCCUUUGGGGAGGAAUCCUCAUGUGCCAUGCCGCUUGUACCUCCUUCAGUGGAUUGAUGGCUGCGAGAUUCUUCCUUGGUGUGGGAGAGGCCUCCAUUGCUCCUGGUUUUGCCCUUAUUACCGGCAUGUUUUACAAGCGAGAAGAGCAGCCGGCACGACAGGCUGCCUGGUUUGUUGGAAACUCGAUUGCCAGUAUUAUUGGUGGCCUUGUUGCGUACGGAAUCGGAUUGAUUCACAAUAACAAUGUGACGAACUGGCAGCUGCUGUUCCUCAUUCUCGGUGCGGUCACGUCUGGAUACGGAUUUGUCCUUUUAGCCUUCCUACCCGACUCUCCAGUGAAGGUUAUAUUCUUUAACCAAGCUGAGAAGACCAUCGCCCUUCAACGAACACUCAAGAACAAGACAGGAGUCAUGGAUGUGGGUAAAUUUAAAUGGGGGCAGGCUUUCAUGGCCAUCAAAGAUCCUCAAACCUGGUUCCUGGUUCUGUACACUCUAUGCGUCAACCUUUGCAAUGGUGGUAUCACCAGCUUUUCUUCCAUCAUCAUUGCCGGCUUUGGGUUUUCCAAUCUCAAGUCUCUUCUUAUCCAGAUGCCAAUGGGAGCAGCACAACUGGUAUUUCUGGUUUUGACAUCUGGUUUUGCAACCUUCUUCCGUCAAACCCGAAUUCUCAUGAUGAUAUUGAAUACAGCUGUAUCGAUGAUUGGGAUGAUUCUCAUCUGGAAACUGGAUGAUGAUGACCGUGCAGGACGGAUGACAGGUCUAUGCCUGGGUGCUGUAUUUGCUGCCAAUAUACCACUCUCUCUGAGCAUCAUCAGUUCGAAUGUUGCCGGGUUCACCAAAAAAAGUACAGUGAGCGGCUUGAUGUUUGUAGCGUAUUGUGUCGGCAACAUUGUUGGUCCUCAAUUCUUCCUCCCUUCAGAGAAGCCAGGAUACCCUACCGGCAUCAAAGCAGCUAUGUCAGGCUUGGCUUUUGGAAUGUUCUUCUUGAUUUGUUUAUAUGUGUACUACACAUGGGAAAAUCGGCGACGAGAUCGGCUCUUUGGAUCGCCAAGGCAGUUGACUGAGGCAGAGGAGUUACAAGAUGAAUUCUCCAAUAAGACAGAUCAUGAGAUAGAGAGUUUCCGGUAUCUUCUUUAG
Penicillium macrosclerotiorum is the source of this 1521-nucleotide messenger RNA. RefSeq lists its product as uncharacterized. The record is from RefSeq and is a predicted model, not a curated record. Lineage: Eukaryota; Fungi; Ascomycota; Eurotiomycetes; Eurotiales; Aspergillaceae. Gene Ontology annotation, biological process: allantoate transport; dipeptide transport; transmembrane transport. Gene Ontology annotation, molecular function: allantoate transmembrane transporter activity; dipeptide transmembrane transporter activity. Bases 1 to 1521 code for a protein of 506 amino acids. Gene Ontology annotation, cellular component: plasma membrane. The transcript has 4 exons.